Messenger RNA from Anolis sagrei ordinatus, 1602 nucleotides. The record is from RefSeq and is a predicted model, not a curated record. NCBI's taxonomy places the organism in Eukaryota, Metazoa, Chordata, Lepidosauria, Squamata, Anolidae.
ACUCCUACCUGGGUUGUGGCCAUAUUCCAGUCUUACUACCUCAAAAAUCCCUGCUGUUUUGUGUUUCAUUGGGUGCCAAUUUGUCAUCUCCAAGAAGAAAAAGACAUGAAUGGAAACCCUAUCUCCAACCUAUAUAAUUAUAAUCUCAGCUCUGGAUAUUCAGACAGACAGAAUGGAGAGCACUGUGUUGAAAGAGACUAUUUACUUUCUUCUGCGUCUUACUAUGCAGCCAUAAUAUCAUACCUCCUUAGCCAGUCAGAAGCUUACGGUGAGCUGGAUCCAAAAUGUCUUCUCCAUUCCUCACCAAAAAAAGAACAACUGUUGUCAAGUGGUAGGAAUGGUACCUCUUCUCAGGGUCCUCCCUCCUCUUUGGCUCAGUUACCUGCUUAUGUCUUGAGUGACUCUAGUCACUUCCAUCAUGAUCCCUUACAAGCCAAGAGGGCCAGGGUUGAAAACAUUAUCCAGGGAAUGAACACCAUGCCAAACCCAAUGGGGCCUUGUAAUUUAGAAGAUCAGCGCCAUGCUGAUAAAACAAAGAAGGGCUAUCAAGAUAACAAGAGAAAACAGAAACUUCCUCAGCAGCAAACUUUGUUGUCAGGAACUGAUAGGAACAACAUCCAGUCAGAGGAAUAUCUCCAUCUGAAAAAUCAGUUUCAUCUUUUGGAACAUCAGCUGAAGCAACUUCAAGAAAGGUUCAUCCAUCCUCGUGAAGUCCAUUUUUCCAAUCUGAAUCAAGAGAGUAUGAAGGAGACAACUAACAAAUUGAAGGAAAUGUUUGGACCAAAUUGGGACAAUAGUAAUUGUGCUGUCAUAAAUGGCCAACAAAGAGAUUAUUUCCAAAACAAUAUUCCUGCGAUGAAAAGCCCUGAAUUGUCAGAGAAAGAAGCUGAAAUUAUGGAUUCAUGCAUUCCAUUGUCAGAAGAAAUAAUUCUUUCAGAUACUUUGAAACACGAGUUAAUGCAAGGAGUGACAGAGGCUGUGGACUCUGUCUUGAAAAGGGUCUUGUCUAAAUCCCCAGGCCUCCAGUCCCAACUGCCUUUUGGCUCCCCAGAAGCAGUGUCCUCUCCUGGAAGAGAAUUUAUAGGUCUUGGAAGAAAUCCAUCAAGGAAAUGGCUUCCAAAGAUCUUUUCCCAUGAAGGCUCAAUAUCAGUACUCACAGAAAAAACUCAUGCCCUUUCAGGUUGUUCCAUUCACUCAAAACCUGGAAGAAAACCCUGCCAAGUGCUUUGUGAGAAUUAUCCCUUAACCUCCCCUGAAGUCCAAAAAGAUGGCCUUAUUCGUCAGAUGCUACUACAUGGUCCAGAUAGCCAUUGGGUCAGUCCCACACCAAGGAUGGUCUCUUUGCCAGAGUCCUUAGAUAUGCUGCAGCAACCAGUCAAACUGAAAUCCUCUAGUAUGAGACAGCAACAAUAUCCAACAUCAUGUAAAUCUGUUGAAAUAGAUACUUUGGCUUCUCUUCCAACAUCAAAGGGAGCGUUUGCUGAAACGUGUGCUCUGAUGGAUGGGGUGUACUUUCCCGCAAUGCAUAUAUCCUUUAAAAGCUUAAAAAAAAAAAUCUUCAUCUACCGUGUAUUGACCAUAGGGUUACACAGGAGGGCAUAG